UUUGUAAAAGUUUUGUAACAACCAAUCAAAUUUAUUAAUACAACUACGUCCAUUAACUACACCGGUAGCCGUUGAAAGAAAAGAAGAGGCUGUGUAAAAUCAGUAAUCAUCCAUCUCACUGUUUGUUAUCGUGAACAAAUUAACAAUGAAAAGUUUUCUUGGGAAGUUUUUGUUUCUUUUGUUGUUGGUUUUACCAACAACCUUGAUGAUAUUUGAAUCUGGAAAGUCUAUAGCUUUCGCAGCAGAAGAUGGAGGAGGUGAUGCUAUGGAAGGUGAGGAUGAAGAUGUUAAUGUAGAGACUGAGGGUGGUGAAGAAGAACCAGAAGCUGCUGUCACAGAAACAGAAAAGGGAGAGGGAGAGGAAGAAGAAGAAACAACACAAUUAAAACCUUCUGAAGAUGCUGAUGUUAUAACUCUUUUUACCAAGCCCACUGGUACAACAGAUUUGCCAGCUGGUAAACUAGUGAGAUUUUUGGUAGGAUUUACAAACAAAGGAGAUAAAAAGUUCACCCUUGAAUCAUUGGGAGCAUCAUUCCGUUAUCCACAGGACUACAACUUCUUCAUCCAAAAUUUCACUGCCGCCACUUACAACAUGGAGGUUGAAGCCAAGCGUCAGGCUACUGUUGAAUAUGCAUUCAGUCCACCAGAAUCAUUCGCUGCAAGACCAUUUGGAUUGACCAUCCUUCUGGACUACAAAGAUGAGGAUGGCAAUUCAUUCCAGAACGCUGUAUUUAAUGAGACCGUGAAUAUCAUUGAACCUGAUGAAGGACUAGAUGGUGAAACAUUUUUCCUGUAUGUAUUUUUGGCAGCAUUAGCAGUACUACUUAUGGUAGGAGCACAACAAUUCCUUGGAACUUUCAGCAGAAAGCAUCUAUCUAAACCAAAACCAAAGGUAGAAAUGGGAACACAGAACUCAGACAUUGAUUACGACUGGAUCCCAAAGGAAGCCCUUCAAAAAAACUCCCCUGGCCGCUCUCCGAAACAAUCGCCGAGACAGAGGAGGAGCAAGAGAGCCACAAGUUCAGGCGAAGAAUAAUUCUAGAGUUGCUGUGUAUCAUACAAAUGUCAAUUAAGCUCAACCUAUUAAUCCCUUUUCAGCGAAAGUAUAGUAGUUACAUAGACUGCAAGGCUAUUAUUAAAUUGUUCACACGAAAUCAUGUAAUUCUCUAACUUGGCAUGCUGUUAAUUAGUUCGUUUUAAAUUAUUCCGCAACUCAGAAAGAUAUAUUGCAUUUAAAAAUAUUUGUUUUGAUAAAAUAUGUUGUUUAAGAGUUUAAGCCAACUUAUUGUAUUAAAUACAUUUUAUUGUUGUGUCUCAUGAUGGAAAAAUUUGACCAAUCAUAUCAUCCAAAAAAUGCUAGCUUUAUAUGUUAAAACUUUUGACACAUUUUUUUUAUCAGAUCAUAAGUUUGGCUAUAAAAGAAGAGCUAAUCUAUCAUAUCAUUGUUGAAAGAUGGUGUAAAAUUUGAAGUUUAAAAUUUUAUCAAAACAAGUACUUUUAUAGAGUGAGAGAUGAAUGAAAGUAUUAUGCAAUUGUGAUUUUGUAAAUUGUGAUAGUUAUUUUGAGCAUGACAAUAUUUGGUAAAACCACCUUUUCUGUAUGAUGAUAUACUUAUUGUGAAUGUUGUAAAUUUAGUGACGGUAUUCAGAAAAGUAGAAAUGCAUUGAUUUUAGUAUUACCCAACACAAUCUAUUUCAGAGCUGUCCCAUGGGGAAAGUUAUUCCAAAAAGAUUAUUGCCCUCUUUCAUACAUUUAUAGAAUGAUGUAAAAUAUGUGUAACUAAAAAAUCAUUGCCCCCUACCAUAAACUACAGGGUUAGGAAAUUCUGUACAUUACUUCCAUUUAAAAAGUGCUGCACUGCAUUUCUGAAGUAUUACAGUUUAUUCCAUAUAUGGCAGCUUAGAAACGAGUAAGUGAUUUAAAACAUUGAAUUAAAUAUAAUUAUUUAUAGCAGAAUACAUCAAAAUUUCAUACAUGUUUAACCAAUGCAAGUUACAAAUGAUGAAACACAUUCUGUGGUCUGAAACAUAUCAUGCACAAAAUGAAUUGAUUACAGAUUAUUGUAUGUAUGGUGUAUGAUUGGAUUUAGGUUGUGAAUAUGUUCUGGGUGAUGGUACAUUCCAAACUUCUUUUUUCUAGUCAUGCCUUCCUGUUAAAUGAUUAAUUUUGGUAUCUGUUUAAUUAAUAGUAGUUAUUAUUCUGUGCAAACUUCUAGAAGAUCAGCUUUCACAGUAAAACUAAAAAGAAAAUAUCAAAAUGCACUAGCUUUAAUUAAUUUCUUGCUUAUUUGUGUUAAUAUACAACUUGUGUGUCUAAGAAUAAGUAUUGUUAUAUGAAUUUAUGUAGAGGUUGACUAAUUUGAAACUUGUCUGAAAUUAGAUAUGAACCUUAAGAAGGAAUAGUGUUGAAGCAUGUUUUAUGAGACUUAAUGACCAUUACUUGAAGUGUAAUAACUAUAUAUUUUAAUUUACAAACUUGAGAAUAGUUGUGCUCUAUGUUUUUUCAUAUUUCUUUCUAAAUUGAUACACUUGUUCAAAAAAAAUACUGUACCAACUUAAUUUCAACCAGACUACCCUAUGCAACAUUUUUUUUAUUAUUAAUAUGAAGAUGUAUAUGACAUGUUAUUAGGACUGGAACUAAGUCUUGUCCAUCUAAGGGUCUAAUAGUGUUUUAAACUGAUAUUUGGUGCUGAGCUUCACCAGUUAACUAUGUGAUAUUUAUGCUUAGCUGAAAGGAAGUACAAAAUGAAUGCUAUAUUAUCUUAUGACUCAGCAAGAUUAAUGACAGUUGUCUAUUGUGAGUUUGUUGCAUAGUAUCAUUUGUAUAAAUGACGAGUUAUUAUGGUCUCAAAACGAUUUUUACAUUAAAACAAUAAAAAUAUCUCUACAUGUUU
Messenger RNA from Mytilus trossulus (common blue mussel), 2893 nucleotides. Its product is annotated as translocon-associated protein subunit alpha-like. Lineage: Eukaryota; Metazoa; Mollusca; Bivalvia; Mytilida; Mytilidae. The record is from RefSeq and is a predicted model, not a curated record. Bases 146 to 1036 code for a protein of 296 amino acids. The transcript is spliced from 9 exons. Gene Ontology annotation, cellular component: endoplasmic reticulum; endoplasmic reticulum membrane.